GAUGCCACAUUUUUUGGUUCAACUUGCAAAGAAAGAUGUUCAAAACAAUGUUCUCAAAAUGCUUGUGAUUCUAAAACUGGAAAGUGUUUCACCUGCCUACCUGGUUAUAAAGGCGACUUUUGUAAUAUAAUUUGUGAGUCUACACAUUAUGGUCAAAAUUGUUCAAGCACCUGUAGUCCAUCAUGUAUUGACCAAUUGUGUGACCGGCAUGAUGGACACUGUCUAAGUUGUAACAAAACAAUGUAUGGCAAGCAAUGCAAAGAAAAAUGUCCCAUGUAUUGUCUGAAUGAUUCAUGUGAAAUGUUUUCUGGUAAAUGUAUGGCAUGCAAACCUGACUAUGUAGGAGACUUUUGUGACAAGAGUCCAAAUGCUCAGGACAUUUCAGUAGCUGUUGGUGUAGGAGUUGGUUUAGGUGCUGCUGUAGUUCUGUUGAUAGUUCUUGUUGUUGUUGUUGUUUACAAAAGACGAGUCAGACAAAGGAAACAAGAAACAGGUGACGGUGUAGACAAUGUCGCAAAGUUACAAGAAGAAGAUCAUUACGACAAAGUUCAACCCCAUGAGAUUUACGACACUGACUCAUUACAUGAUCAUUAUGACUCUGCAGAAAAUGAAUUGAACGAAAAAGAUAAAAAUAAUGAAAGACAUUAUGAGAUAGAAUCAAGUAAAAAAACAUAUGACCAGUUAUCCUUAGAUAUUGACGAUACCGGCAAAGUACAUUAUGAGAAAGUGUCAAGCCCAAAGCAAAAUGAAAAUAUAUCAAGGCCAAAACAAUAUGAAAAUGUUUCAAUCGAAGACAAAUAACAUCAAAAAAUUAUACACUUAAUAAAAAUUUGAGUUAUUUUUUUUUGGAAGUA
Molecule: messenger RNA, 854 nt
Organism: Biomphalaria glabrata
Lineage: Eukaryota; Metazoa; Mollusca; Gastropoda; Planorbidae
Exons: 4
Coding region: 241-801 (186 amino acids)
Source: RefSeq, a predicted model, not a curated record